Auanema sp. JU1783 is the source of this 830-nucleotide messenger RNA. Lineage: Eukaryota; Metazoa; Nematoda; Chromadorea; Rhabditida; Rhabditidae. The record is from the annotation of a GenBank genome assembly.
UCUAACGACAGAAACUUCGAGCAAGGCCGCAGACAUCGUCAUAACAACGACUACACCAACGUUAGCGGAAGAAGAACGUUCAAUCAGGACGAACGCCAAGACGAAAUUUAUAGAAGAGCAGACACUCCCUCCAUCGAAAGGAACUUCAGGACCAGAGCUUUCCGUCCCAAUCCACCAAUAAUAGAAAGGAUGCCAUCUAUGGAAAGAUCGCAGAGCCGAGAAAGACGGUUUCCCGUAAAUUCAGUUGGAGGAUCUAGAAAAAGACGUAUGUCUCGAAGCCUGACUCCUCUUCUUUUUCUAGCCGCUCUCAUCGCUCUUGUUACACCUGUCCAAGCCAAGGAAUACCAGCUGUGCACCGGACUGCACGGAGGACUCUUCAUGGAACCUCCAAGAGCAGUCAGCUGUCAAUACGGCAACAAGACAAAUGAGAUCAGAAAGACUAAGGUAGAAUUAAUAACAAGAAACAAUACGUUCUUAGAAUGGGAAGCAUGGAAAUGUUAUAAAGAAGUUUACUCCAUCCACAUCCACGACGUCAUAUAUAUCCGCGAAGAAAGCAUCGAGUACUCCCAUAAAGAAAACGUCUCACUUGCCGAAUGUCAAUAUGCAGUAACAGAAAGAAACUGGGAUAAGAAAGCAUUGACAAGGAAACAACCAGGACUCUUUGCCAGUGAAGAUCCCAUCUCGAAAGCAGGAAGAUCAAUUUGGAAUCAGGCUUGUGAACGUUUUGAGCAAUUCUAUCUACAGAAAGGAGUAAUGACUAACGUCCAAGAUGGACUCGUCAUGUCAAAUUUGUUCGCCAACACUGAUGGAUGUAAGAAGGAAGAGAAACA